GAAUUCAUAGCAUAACUACUGUCAGUGAAGUGUCAGUGAAGGCUGGAGAUCCCAUCGCCAUCCCAUGCCUAUAUAACUUGAAAUUCAAAGAUAAUGAGAAAUGCUUGUGUAAAGGAACAGGGUGGCCAAAAUGUGAUUAUGUAGUUCAAACGAACAAGCCAGAUAAUUCAAAACAGUUUUCAAUCUCUGAUGACCAAACCCAAGGUAUCUUCACAGUCACUAUUCAUAAUCCAAAGGAUGAUGGAACAAGCUACUGGUGUGCUAUCGAGAAAAGUUGGUCAAAAGAUGUCAAAAAACGUUUUGAGCUGUCAGUCACCACAGGUAUGCCAAGUCUUCACGUGGACCAACAGGAAAUCACAGCAUUUGAAGGAGGAAGUGUGACUGUCGAGUGCCACUCUAAAAAUCCAAAAGUAACUAAGUGGUGCAGGCUGGACAGCAGCAGCUGUGUGUUGGAUCAGACUGGAUCAAUAGAUGGAGCAAAAGUCACCAUCAACAGAAGUGUCUCAAAUGUGUUCACCGUGACGAUGAGUGGACUGAAGACAGAGAACAGCGGCUGGUACUGGUGUGUUAAAGGAAAAUUACAAAUGCCAGUGCACAUAACUGUUCAUGAGUUAACCUCAACUACUUCAACUACUUCAACUACUUCAACUACAAUAAGCACCAAUACAGCAACGACACUUCAAACCACUACCCAGAAUGCCUCCCUGUUCACGAGUGAAGAGCCACCGAGAGUACAGCCCUCCUUCUCCACCGUAAUCGGGACAGGCGGAGAGAGCCUGCAAGAUAAAAACAAGAGGUCAGUACUCAUGAUUACUUUUUAAAGCUUUCUUGUACUAGAUCAGAUUGUGUACAUUUAUACAUAACCCUCUUUUC
Notothenia coriiceps (black rockcod) is the source of this 873-nucleotide messenger RNA. Its product is annotated as CMRF35-like molecule 3. Gene Ontology annotation, molecular function: transmembrane signaling receptor activity. The record is from RefSeq and is a predicted model, not a curated record. NCBI's taxonomy places the organism in Eukaryota, Metazoa, Chordata, Actinopteri, Perciformes, Nototheniidae. The transcript is spliced from 3 exons. Gene Ontology annotation, cellular component: plasma membrane. The annotation marks the transcript as partial.